UUUUUUUUCUUUUUUCUUUUUUCUUUUUUGAAGAAAAGUCUCCACUCUUGAUGCCCAAAUAAUUUUUAUUUUCAUCCGGUGUGAAUUUGGAUGGUGAAGCUAUUAAAUUUUGAGCCAACUUUAAUUAAACAGAGUAGGUAUAUAUAUCCCAAAACCCAAAACCUUCCCAAGCCGGAGGAGCCCUAAACCCUAACACAGGGAGGAGAUGAAUCACAUAGCGGCAGCAGAAGAGCAAAUUGUUACGGAGAGAUUGAGGCGAAAGCUGAACGAAGUGAACACAGCUGCUCAAACCCAACUCUCUGGCGUCCAAGACCACGUCAAUUUCACUCUUCAGCAAGCUUACUUCAAGUGCGCAUACGAGUGCUUUGAUAGGAGGCUGCGGCAAGAAGAGAUAGGCAGUUGCGUCGAGAAUUGCAGUGUCCCAGUUGUUAAUGCUCAGAAUGUGGUUGAGAGCGAGAUGUCAAAAUUUCAAGAGAGGUUGAACAGGUCACUAAUGGUCUGCCAAGAUAAGUUCGAGUCGGCUAAGCUCCAACAGUCCAAAACUGAUGCUAUGAGUAAUUUGGAGUCAUGCGUCGACCAGGCGAUCGACGACAACGUCAAAGCGCUGCCACAUAUAGUUGGUAGAUUGAAGGCUACCUUAUCCAUCAAUGAAUAGAAAGCCAAAAAGGUGUAAUUUGACAGUAUGGUUUGACCUCUUCCGGAGUCGUAGAGAAUAUUGGUCAAUGCUCCAUACACUGAUCUACAGCAACUUUGGAUGGCUGCGUGCAUGAGCUGUGUGCUCACAUACGUAUUUUUGUUUUUAUGGACUGGAAAUUUUGAUCUUCAUUGGCAUUAUUUUUUAAUAAUCGGAGAACCUGCCUGUAGUUGAGAAAAUUGCGAACAAGGUUGUGAAAGAGUUGAUAAUUUCAUGUUUA
Malania oleifera is the source of this 914-nucleotide messenger RNA. RefSeq lists its product as uncharacterized. Gene Ontology annotation, cellular component: cytoplasm. The coding region runs from base 206 to 655 and encodes 149 amino acids. The transcript is spliced from 3 exons. The record is from RefSeq and is a predicted model, not a curated record. Lineage: Eukaryota; Viridiplantae; Streptophyta; Magnoliopsida; Santalales; Ximeniaceae.